This is a messenger RNA of Electrophorus electricus (electric eel), 2278 nucleotides long. RefSeq names its product solute carrier family 24 member 6a (gene slc24a6a). Gene Ontology annotation, molecular function: calcium channel activity; calcium, potassium:sodium antiporter activity. The record is from RefSeq and is a predicted model, not a curated record. NCBI's taxonomy places the organism in Eukaryota, Metazoa, Chordata, Actinopteri, Gymnotiformes, Gymnotidae. Gene Ontology annotation, biological process: calcium ion transmembrane transport; intracellular calcium ion homeostasis. Gene Ontology annotation, cellular component: plasma membrane.
GGUGGGGUCGAAUAAUCGCGUGCCGGCGAGAUAGCUUUGUAACGUAGGCGCUCGUUAUCGUUCACGGGGGCGCGCUAGUGGCCACUAAUCCGUGCAUGCAUCGGAAACACCCUCGGUGACGACGCCAGGGAGGAGAGACGAGCCUGGAUGCUGGAAUAUGUGAGGGGAAUGCAGGAUAUGCACGAAUAAUCCUGCAUUUAGCUGUUCGCGAAAGCAGUCUGCGCUGCGUUGUGGCGGGGAUGCGUGACUAAGAGUGGACAGGAACACCCUUCACCAGGCGGUGCGGUGCCAAAACGAUCAGCGUAUGGCUGGACGCAAACAAGCCGGUCUGCCGAAGGCUACAGAUAAAGGGCUCCGUAUGUGCAGGCCAGAGUAAAAGACUAAAAGGGUUUUAGUCGUGGGUGACCAUGUUCUGAGAGGUGAUGAAGCCGCCACCGACGUCCAGACGGCUGCGGUUCCUCCGUCGCCUCUGUCUAUGUGCUGGACUCGCCGCCGUCAGCUGGGUUCUUCACACAACAGGUUCUGCAGGGUUUGCAGAGCAUCCCAUAAAGGACUCGGACUUCAAUAGGUCGAAGCGAACGCUAACUCAGCAGACUGGAGAGGAGAACCAGACGUCAGGCAUUCCCCGAACCGCGAUCAGUGAGUUUCCCGAGGACGUCUUCACUAAGGAGCAGAGGAGGCAGGGUGCAGUGCUUCUGCAUGGCUUCUGUGCUGUUUACAUGUUCUACGCCCUGGCGAUUGUCUGCGACGUGUACUUUGUGCCGUCUCUGGAGAAGAUCUGUGAGAACCUGCACCUGAGCGAGGAUGUGGCAGGGGCCACCUUUAUGGCAGCAGGCAGUUCCGCUCCGGAGCUCUUUACCUCUCUGAUUGGUGUGUUCAUCACUAAGGGAGACGUGGGAGUCGGUACCAUCGUGGGCUCUGCCGUCUUCAACAUCCUGGUCAUCAUCGGCGUGUGUGGCAUCUUUGCUGGACAGACCAUCCUUCUCACUUGGUGGCCCCUGUUCCGUGACUCUGUUUACUACAUCUUCUCUGUGCUGGCCUUGAUUCUGAUCAUUUACGAUGAGAAAGUUCUCUGGUGGGAGACUCUAGUGCUAAUAUUCAUGUACGGAGUUUACAUCCUCAUAAUGAAGUUUAACAGCCAGAUCUGGGGCUGGGUGGAGCAGCGGUGUGGGGUCCCCGGGCAGCCGUGUUUGGCGAGCAGCCUGCGUCGAGAUCUGGCAGUAGGAGAAGUGACAGCCCACAGUGACACCUCCAUGAUACUGAUGAAGAAAGGUCAGUGUGCAGGCGACCAGGACUCGCCCGUGGUGAUGGUGGAUGAGCUGGUGAGCCUACACCCACACCAGAUCUCCUUCUCAGAGGCAAGCCUCCGUGUCAUGAUCACGCCCCACUUCUCCCCCCGCACACGCCUCAGCAUGGCCGGACGCAUGCUCAUCACCGAGAGGCAGAGGCUGAUAAGGAACCGGAGCUCAGGGGACAGCAGCGCCGAGGGAGCAAACCAGGAGAGCCCGGGCAGGGAGGCGGGGCCCUGGGGGCUGGAGAACGGAGACGCCGCAGAGAGCGAGACGCAGCCGCUGGAGGAGUCCACAACGAGGGUGGCGCAGCUGGACGACAGUGCGCAGCCCAAAGAGGAAGACGAGGAGGAGGACGUGGAGGAAGGACAGCCCUUCAGUCCGUUUAUUGUGCCAGGAGGGUGCUGUGAACGGGUGAAAUGGUUGUUCUCGUGGCCUUUACGCUUCCUGCUCUACUACACUGUGCCCAGCUGUGUGCUGCCCCGCUGGGAGCACUGGUUUAUGGUCACCUUCGUGGUCUCCACGCUCUGGAUUGCAGUCUUUUCCUACCUCAUGGUGUGGAUGGUCACCAUUAUCAGUUUCACACUGGAUAUCCCAGAUGUUAUUAUGGGAAUCACGUUUUUAGCAGCGGGUACCAGUGUCCCAGACUGCAUGGCUAGUCUUUUAGUUGCUCGCCAAGGCAUGGGAGACAUGGCCGUCUCAAACUCAAUAGGCAGUAAUAUCUUUGACAUUCUUCUGGGCCUUGGCUUUCCAUGGGCUCUGCGCACGUUGGUGGUGGAUUAUGGCACAACAGUCUCCAUCAACAGCAGGGGCCUGUUGUAUUCAGUCAUUCUGCUUCUUGCCUCGGUGUUUCUCACUGUGGUGAGUGUGCAUCUGAACCGCUGGAGGCUGGACCGCAGGCUGGGCCUGGGCCUCAUUGUCCUGUAUGCCGUCUUUCUCCUCUGCUCCAUCUGCUUUGAGAAGCUGUAGACCAGGCCAGACCCAACCAG